AUGCACUUCAAGGAAGGAGUGCGUAUCGAAGUAGUCAGACGAACUAGGCGGUUGGACGUUCUCGCUGCAGCUGGACGGUUGAAUUCGAUGUCGCCUGACAUCUAUAAUAGAUACGACAAUCUCAUCACCCAGUAUUCCAAUCCAAAACCUGGGUUGGAUCCUAUUUGUGCAUUCGCCAUACAAAUCGCUCUUGAGAAGAUCCCAAUGGUCUUAAGCACCUCCAUCGAAGCACUCGUGAAGGAACGGCGGUCAUUUGGUUUCUGGAGUCCUUGGAGGUGUGACGUUUACACCCUUUCAUACCAAGCAGGCUACCUGCAAGACCGUUUGGAAGUUGCUUCUUUACUGUGGCCAAACAACAAGUGCUGA
Messenger RNA from Suillus subalutaceus, 366 nucleotides. RefSeq lists its product as uncharacterized. The record is from RefSeq and is a predicted model, not a curated record. NCBI's taxonomy places the organism in Eukaryota, Fungi, Basidiomycota, Agaricomycetes, Boletales, Suillaceae. The transcript has 3 exons. Bases 1 to 366 code for a protein of 121 amino acids.